CAGCCAUGCCGAGCGGAGAGUGAGGAGUAAGGGGAGGCGGAGGGGGGGAAGUCCAACACUGCGGGUGUGUGUCCGUGCGUGUGCCUUGGGGGGUGGCCUCUCCACAUCCCGGUGAAACACCUUUCCGGGGGGCUCGGAGCGCGCCUCGGCACCAUGAUGGACGGCCGGCCGCCGCUGCUGCUGCCGCUCCUGGCUCUGCUCGCCAUUGCGGGAGGCGGCCUUGGGGCAGACACAGAGGAGCGCUUGGUGGAGCAUCUCCUAAACCCGGCCCACUACAACAAACUGAUCCGUCCUGCGACUAAUGGCUCCGAGCUGGUUACUGUGCAGCUGAUGGUGUCGCUGGCUCAGCUCAUCAGCGUGCAUGAAAGAGAGCAAGUGAUGACGACUAAUGUCUGGUUAACACAGGAGUGGCAGGACUACCGGCUGACUUGGGUCCCGGAGGAGUUUGAUGGGAUGCUGAAGGUCAGGCUGCCCUCCAAACACAUCUGGCUGCCGGACGUGGUGCUCUACAACAAUGCCGAUGGGGUGUACGAGGUCUCCUUCUACUCGAAUGCGGUGGUUUCCUACGAUGGCAGCAUCUUCUGGUUGCCGCCGGCGAUCUAUAAAUCCGCCUGCAAGAUUGAGGUCAAGCACUUCCCGUUCGACCAGCAGAACUGCACGCUGCGCUUCCGCUCCUGGACCUACGACCGCACCGAGAUCGACCUGGUGCUUCGCGCCGACGUAGCCAGCAUGGACGACUUCACGCCCAGCGGCGAGUGGGACAUCAUCGCCCUGCCCGGUCGACGGAACGAGAACCCGGGGGAUCCGACCUACGUGGACAUCACAUACGACUUCAUCAUCCGCAGGAAGCCUCUUUUCUACACCAUCAACCUCAUCAUCCCGUGCGUGCUCAUCACCUCGCUGGCCAUUCUGGUCUUCUACCUGCCGUCCGACUGCGGCGAGAAGAUGACGCUGUGCAUCUCGGUGCUGCUGGCGCUCACUGUGUUCCUGCUGCUGAUCUCUAAGAUCGUCCCGCCGACCUCGCUGGACGUCCCUCUGGUGGGGAAGUACCUGAUGUUCACCAUGGUGCUGGUCACGUUCUCCAUCGUCACCAGCGUGUGCGUGCUCAACGUGCACCACCGCUCACCCACCACGCACACCAUGCCGCCGUGGGUCAAACUGGUGUUCCUCAACAAGCUCCCCGCUCUGCUCUUCAUGCGCCAGCCAAGGAACAGCUGCGAGCGCCAGCGGCUGCGUCAGAGGAGGAGGGCGCAGGAGCAGAAGGACGGCCAGCGCAGCGGGGAAGCCGGGGCCCUGAUGGUGGGCCUCGGGCUGAGCGGCGCUUCCGGGAACGGAGGGGGAACCUCCACGGCGGUCUUCGGCAAGGAGGACAGUGACCCUUGUACGUGCUACGUGAACCGGGCGUCUGUUAAACAGUUCGGAGGGGACCUGGGAGGUGCAGGAGGCGGAUCCAUGGAUGGGCUGAACAGGGUGAGGGAGGGCCGGGAGGGCGGCUCCGGAAACCUGCCGAGGGGGAAGCAGGCGGCAGGAGGUCCGGCUUUGACUCAGGCCCUGCUGGCUCAAGCCUGUCCGGGCUUCGAGGAGGCCGUGGAGGGGGUCCGCUUCAUCGCCAACCACAUGAAGAGCGAGGACGACGAUCAGAGUGUGAGCGAGGACUGGAAGUACGUCGCCAUGGUGAUCGACCGCCUCUUCCUCUGGAUCUUCGUGUUCGUGUGCGUCUUUGGCACGAUGGGCAUGUUCCUGCAGCCGCUCUUCCAGAACUACACGGCCAAGACCAUCACCAGUUCGCCGGGCUGACCGUCGCGCCCCUUCGCUGACAGACAGCUCCCCGACCGACCGACCGACCGACCGACCGUACGGGACAAAACGCCGGAGGUCGGGGGGGGAGGCGGCGGGGUCGGCGAUCCAUUUACCUUUAUAGUAACGUUUUUUGCAGCGAAAACAAGUUUUUCUCGUAUGAAGAUGAAGGAAAAACAGACUCUUUAACCUUGUCCGGAUGCUUCGUGGACUGACUGACUGACCUCCCCCUUUUUCUGGCGGAAGGCUUCCUCUCCCCGCUCUCCUCCUGAGUGAGGACCUUAUCGAAACCCAGCCACUUUCACACGCUGACUGCUUACGAACCCCCCGCCUUCAACUUAUUCACAAUCUGGACUGAUGUCAGUAUCAGAGAGGUUCAUAUCGAUUUUUUUUUUGUUUUCUCGAAAAGAUUCCACAAUAUGUCAACGAACUGAUUCAGUAUAUUUUAUCAUAGCAUAGCAGCUUUACCACAGUAUAGCAUCGAGUAUAUAUUAUUAAGAUUUCUCUAUGUUGUUUGGCUGAUAGAGAGGCUCCGGUGUGUUGUAUGAUUGUAUAGAUAUAAACAAGAAUGUGAUAUAAACUGUACUACACAGCCCGCACACUGAACACUAAAAAGCAACAGAUUGUGCAGGAAAAAUACAUAGCGGAUGCUUAUAUAUUAAAGGAGGAGGGCCAGGUUAUUACAUAAAAGUCAAAGGGAUAAUAGAUUAUGCAUGGACAGUUUUUUGCUUAGAGUGUCGUGCACAGUAAGUAGAGAGCCGCCUGCUGAGCCCGAGAGCACAGCUGCACCCAGACGAGUCCUGAGAAAUGGAGGAAUCUGAGCCAAGAUGGUGGAGAGAACCUUCUAUAUGUUGAUUUUUUUAUGAUUAUUAUCAUUAUUAUUAUUUUUCGAGUUUAAAGACGAGCGAAGAUCAGCUUUGGGGGGUAAAAAUUUACAUGUAAAUUGGCAAGAUUAUGUGUAUCAAUACGUGAUUUCACACCUGUUUAUUUUCAGUCGCUGCUCCGAAUUAUCAGAUCUUUGUUUUCUCCUCUCCUCUCCCUCCUCUUUCAUACCUAUUUGUUCAUGUAUGUAAUGUUCAGAGCAUAUUUGUGUGUACGCCCGUCCCCAUGCAUUACCACAGCUGUGAGUGUUCAGAAGAGCAUAAUGUAUGUAUGUAUGUGCCCACCUCUCUCCGGCCCUUAUCUAGUCUUCCAUGGACGCACAUCUCUGACAGUAACAGCAGAAGAAUUUUUUCCUCUUAUUUUUUUGUUCCGACUGUUUCAUUUCCACGACCGAGCGACAAGCCCCCUUUCUUUUCCAGGCAACAUGUGCAGGGGAGGAGGAAGAGGAGGAGGAUGAAUUAAAUUUUCAACAAGAGAGAAAGAGGCAAUAAGUUAUGUAGGAUCAUGAGCAGAACAGACAAACGGAGACAAAGGACUCUCAGUGUUGCGGUGGAAGAACGCCAUCUAAUCCUGUCGUUGGCGCUGAGUUUUUGCAGUCGUGUUACGACGAGUCGCCCCCCCCACCCCCUCGGCAUCUCCGGAGGACGGAAACCCCCGAACAAGUGUGAAAAAAGCCCAUCGGAGACCUGUGAAAACUGCAUGGCGCCGGAGAAAGUGCUGCUGCUGCUGCUGCUGCUGUCCACUCUCUUUUCUCUCUCUCUCUCUUUGACCUUUCCACUCUCCUUCCUUUUUCGUCUCACGUCCUCGCCCAUUACGCCUCCCCCCCUCCCAUGUUUCACCAUCUUCCCCUUCCCGACUCUAAAAAUCUGCUCCUGUGCACACCUUAACCAGUCCAAUAAAGGUUGUAG
Messenger RNA from Stegastes partitus (bicolor damselfish), 3587 nucleotides. RefSeq names its product cholinergic receptor, nicotinic, beta 2 (gene chrnb2). Gene Ontology annotation, biological process: monoatomic ion transmembrane transport. The transcript is spliced from 6 exons. Gene Ontology annotation, cellular component: postsynaptic membrane. Gene Ontology annotation, molecular function: transmembrane signaling receptor activity; acetylcholine-gated monoatomic cation-selective channel activity. The record is from RefSeq and is a predicted model, not a curated record. The coding region runs from base 154 to 1797 and encodes 547 amino acids. NCBI's taxonomy places the organism in Eukaryota, Metazoa, Chordata, Actinopteri, Pomacentridae.